AUGGAUCAGUUAUCGCCCCUCAAUCACAAUAUCUCGAUCCAGGCCGCAUUCCAUCACCAGGUCCGCCAAUACGGACAGGAACUCAUUUCGUUUGUUUCCGCUGAGAUGCACCGGCCACCCUUGGGUCUCUCGGUUACGCUGGAGACCAUAGAAUGGCCCGAGUCGCUGGUCAACUGGGUGUGGUUCGUUGGCAGCGCCGACUCGGCCACCGAACAGGCUGUCAUGCGCUUCUUUCAGACGGACGUUGGAAAGAGGGCGCUGAGCGCAGACACGACUGAGUUCAAGUUCGUCGCGUCUGAGUUUCAAUCACCACCGCCUCAUUCCCAGACGGAUGUCCCAGUUGCCACUGGCGGUGAACUACCGGCAGCGUUCACCGUUGCCAUCGCUCCCCUCCAGGGCAGCCAGGAAGUUGUCAUCAUGUCUGAGUCUGCAUCGCUGCCUCACUCCCAUACCUGCAUUUCAGGGAUGACCGGCGGCUGGUUGUUGGUCUCCCCCACCAGUCACUUCUCGCAAGUUCUGCUUGUCAAACCUCGGGACCAACAAGCCCACGCUGAUCCCAGAUAUCUGCGAGGAUGGCUUGUUGAUCCCGCCAGGUCAAUGGUGUAUGGGCGCGUUGCUGCAAUUGUUGCGAAUUGCGGUUAUCUGGUGACACCCUUGACCGGUCAUGCAGCUUGAGGGAGAAAGUGCCCGAACGGCGGUUUUAUGCGCUCGACAGGAUCAAAUGAAGAGCCAAAACCAAGCAACAAGGACAAAACGAAGUCGAGUAGGAGGCCGUCGUUGCGUUGUUUCUCAUUCCGUAACAGUCCAUGUCUGUGACUCCUCCUGUUGUCUGGUGUCUCUGCUGCCGGUUCACUGCCAGACAGCCCUUUAUCGAGCAUGUUUCCGCCUGUUCAAGUCUCGGCUACACAAUUCUUACCACGGCAUCCUCCCCCUUGCCCAGGAAACUGUGCAGCCAUCCCCAAGGCACCGGGUGUGGCGGCCAGCCAAAGACUUCCACCAUGCCGAUGCGUCUGUACAGAUGCCCGUCCUCAUGCAGGGCCUGGUCUCGAGCCAUGGAGUUUUCUUCCG
Molecule: messenger RNA, 1068 nt
Organism: Parathielavia appendiculata
Lineage: Eukaryota; Fungi; Ascomycota; Sordariomycetes; Sordariales; Chaetomiaceae
Exons: 3
Coding region: 1-675 (224 amino acids)
Source: RefSeq, a predicted model, not a curated record